Galleria mellonella (greater wax moth) is the source of this 1450-nucleotide messenger RNA. RefSeq names its product pancreatic triacylglycerol lipase-like. Gene Ontology annotation, molecular function: lipase activity. The record is from RefSeq and is a predicted model, not a curated record. NCBI's taxonomy places the organism in Eukaryota, Metazoa, Arthropoda, Insecta, Lepidoptera, Pyralidae. Bases 199 to 1428 code for a protein of 409 amino acids. The transcript has 8 exons.
AUCUCGUGGCGGCAGUAACACGCGAGCUCACAUAUCGCGUGCAGCUCGCAUUAUCGCAAAUUAAUAUUGAUAUUACGACCAAAUAAUGAAAUUGUGACUAGUUUUCUGUCGUUUUGUGUAAAUUAUUUAUCAAAAUUGAUGGACAAUCGUGGAUUUACAGUUUAGUGUCUUGAAAUUGGAUCGAAAAGUUAUCAAAACAUGAAGCACAAUAUCCUGAUCGCCUGUUUGGCACUGCUACACACCGUGUACAGCCAAAACUCUACGAACAUCUUCGGGAAAGGAGUAAAACUUUUAGAGAGCGGCGCCAAACUUGGCAGUGACAAAUUGAAAGAAACUGGAAGCAAGCUGGUGGACGGUGGCACCGCUGUGGUGGACGCUGGUAGCCAAGCGUUGCAGAUGGUCAAUAAGGGUGUGCAAGGGGAAAUUGCUGAUGUGAAGCAACCUAUUGUCAAAGCUGCCGCUUCAAUUGUCUUCAGCCAAUGCGAAAACGUGAAGGAAUUAUUUGGCUUGAAGUAUGAACAGCUGGAAGGCGAGAACGAGCCGGACGUCAAUUCCCUGACGCUAAAAUAUUUGUCAAAAGAUGUAAAUGUGAGUUAUGAUAUAAACUCUGCGGCCAAGCUCAUCCCACUCGAGACACACUACACCGGGAAAGACCACCUCAUCAUCUACCUGCAUGGCUUCACGGACGACCCCGGGCAGGCCAGCUUCAAGGCCGUGAGGGAGGCUCUGUACAAACGAGGAUUGGAUAAUGUAUUAGCGCUGGACGGGGGUCAUCUGAUCAACUGGCUGUACCUCCGCUCCACGACUUACGUGCGCUUCCUGGGGGAGAAACUUGGUGAAGUGCUUGCUGCGAUGGUACACAGUGGCGUUAAACCCGAGACAAUCCACGUCAUCGGCCACAGCCUGGGCUCGCAAAUCGCGAGCUUCACAGGCAAGACGUUCACCAACCUGACCGGGCUGCAUAUCGGCCGGAUAACAGCGCUAGACCCGGCCGGACCGUGUUUCGCGCAAGUUGAACCGGAUCUCAGAAUACAGUCGUCGGACGCUGAGUAUGUUGAUGUGAUACAUACAAACGCAGGCAUCGCCGGCAUGGAAGAGCCUGUUGGCGAUGCCGAUUACUACCCCAACGGAGGGUCCGAGCAGACAGACUGCGUGCGAGCGACCUGCAGCCACAGUCGCGCUUGGCAACUCUUCGCAGAGUCCACCGUCAACCUACAGGCGUUCCCGUCCAUCAGAUGUGAGAGUUGGACUGCCUUCCAAAAUGGGACAUGCGACCAUGAAAUUAGUUACAUGGGAUACCCCUCCAAGCCUGGUACAAAAGGAUUGUUCUACCUACAGACGCGGGGCGAGUCGCCCUACAGUCUCGGCAUGAAAGGGGUGAAAUACGAAAACGAGGGGGGAAUUGUUAAAAGUUUACUUAGCGGUUAAUAAAAUGGUUUAUACGGGUUAA